AUGAACGACGACGACGUCCCCGACGUCGAGCGGCCGUCGACGUCGAGGCGCGCGUCGUCGUCCUCCGUCGACGCGCUGGGGUCGAGCGACGCCGAGACCGUGAUCGCGCGCGUGCUCGAGCACGAACGGAAUUACUACGAGGUGUUGGGCGUCCCUCGAGGGGCGUCCGCGGCGGAGUGUAAGCGCGCGUACCGCGCCACCGCGCGCGUGCUGCACCCGGAUAAAUGCCGAGACGCGCGAGCGACGAGCGCGAUGGCGGUGGUGACGAGCGCGCACUCGACGCUGACCACGCCGGCGUUGCGCGCGGCGUACGACUUGUACGCGUCGAGGGUGGACGUCCGGGACGCGAGCGCGGAUUCGUUCGGGGCGUGGCAAUCGAAGGAGGGACAGGCGGCGAUGCACUUGCCGCCGUGGUUGAUAAAAGCGAUGGCGACGCCGGUUUUGGGGCAAUUGAUCGGGAUCUUGGCGUUACUCUUGGCGCUGAGUCUCGGAUUGUUCCUUCUCGCGUUGACGCUCGCGUACUUGGUCGUGCACAUGUUCUUUUGGUUUGUGUGUUGCUUUGGAUGCUGUGGGUCGUGCUGGCCGAGGUACGGGUUGGGGAAGAGGAUACAUGAGAAGCGUCAAGAACGAUUCAUGGAGAUGAUGCGCGAUUACGAGCGUUCGGUGAACGAGGCGCGCGCGGGCGGCGACCAAGAGCCGCACCCGACGGUUUUCUUCGCCCAGUGGAACGUGGACCAUCCCGAGCCGGAUUGGGCCGAGGUGAUUCGUCGUGAGGACGAGCGGGCGCGCGAUAAAGAUAAAGCGUCGUCCGGUGCGAUGCCUUCGUACGGCGCCGCGUAG
This is a messenger RNA of Ostreococcus tauri, 840 nucleotides long. RefSeq names its product DnaJ domain. Lineage: Eukaryota; Viridiplantae; Chlorophyta; Mamiellophyceae; Mamiellales; Bathycoccaceae. The coding region runs from base 1 to 840 and encodes 279 amino acids. The transcript has a single exon. Gene Ontology annotation, biological process: cellular response to misfolded protein. Gene Ontology annotation, molecular function: Hsp70 protein binding. Gene Ontology annotation, cellular component: endoplasmic reticulum membrane. The record is from RefSeq and is a predicted model, not a curated record.